Closterium sp. NIES-65 is the source of this 1353-nucleotide messenger RNA. Lineage: Eukaryota; Viridiplantae; Streptophyta; Zygnematophyceae; Desmidiales; Closteriaceae. The record is from the annotation of a GenBank genome assembly.
AUGAACCGCAGCGAGCUUCUGCGGGAGCUGCAGCGGCGGGAGGAGGAGGCCGCGCGCGAGCAGCUGCUGCUGCUGCGACGAAUGCGCGAGGCGGAGCGGGAGAGGACCCGAGAGGCGGAGGUGGACAGGGGGAGGGGAAGGGGGGACCUGGGGGAACGCGGAAGAGGGAGACGCAGCAGGAGCUGCAGCAAGGACGGCAGCAGCAGCUGGCGCAAGAGCGGCAGGCGCAGGGGGAACAGGCGGAGCAGACGCGCUCCCGUGGUGCUUCUAGCGGGGGGCGCGGUUAGCGGCAAGCAGCGGUGGUACACCACAAGCGGCGGUUGCCACCGCAGCAGGCAGCAGCACGCCGCCGCGGAGUCCGUAGUCGGCUCCUCAGGCCCCCCUCUCGGCGCAUGCUCCGCCCCCCUAUUCUCCCCCAUGGCCCCCCAUUCUCCCCGCACGCCCCCCACGCCCCCGCACGCCCCGUACUCCGCCUUCCCCCCCGUCCGCCUUCCCCCAUGGCUCUCCGCCAAGGCCCGCCCAGCGGUCGCCCCACGCGUCCGCGCGCUACUCCUCCGCCUCCUCCGCCCGUUCCCUCGCCUCCUGCCCUGGCGCGCCUCUACGCGGACCACCUGCGCCCCCACGCCCUCUCACCCGCCCACGCGCUCAGCACAGGGCCGGACGCGCCAGCAGCCAUCAGCGCAGCAGGCGGAUGGGGAGGAGGCGGGGGAGGGGGAGGGGGAGGGCGGGCGGAGUGGAGGUGCGGGGAGAGGAGAAGGGGGGAAUGGGGAAGGGGGAGGCGCAGGGAGUGAGGGAUCUCCGCUGCCUGGCGGGCUGGCAAGCUGGCUGCGGGAGGAGAGAGAGAGGGGGCAGGGCAGGCGAGGGGGGAUGGAGCGGAGGGGGGGACGAAGGUUGGUGAAUGCGGGUGGGCAGCAGCAUGUGGACAUGGAUGGGCGGAUGAAUCAAGACGCAGUGCAAUCAGGUCCCUUUCAGGGGAACGAUGAAGGUAGGCAGAGUGGGGGCAGGAGAAGCACAGAGGGAGAGGGAGAGGCACAGGGAGAGUGGGAGAGACACAGAGGGAGCGGGAGAGACGAAGAGGGAGCCGGAGAGGCACAGAGGGAGUGGGAGAGGUACAGAGGGAGUGGAGAGGUACAGAGGGAGUGGGAGAGGUACAGAAGGAGUGGGAGAGGUACAGAGGGAGUGGGAGAGGCACAAACGGACCUGGAGAAGGCAUCUCCCUCCCCGUUUCCUGCAUCUAAAAUCCCCCUGGCAUCUCCUCCUUCCUCUACCCCACCGCCUCCUUCCGUGGGACUCGCUCCAUUCGCGCGGCUCUACCAGACCCCGCAGCUGCAACUGGUGGUGUUGGUGAUGUAG